UAUACUGACUUGUCCGACUGCUCAUUUGUUAAAACUUAGAAAGCGCCGGCGCAUUUUUUUUUCUUAUUUCCUUGUUAAAUCAGCAGCUAUCACUGGGUGCUUUGGAUCACUGGCGGCGUUAUUAACCUCCACAGCGCACCAACCAAACGUUUCUUUUCACGGCACUGCGCAGGCUAUUGGCGCAGGCAAGCGCGGGCAGCGCAGGCGCACGGGGUGUCUCGAUAUUGCGGAGAGUUUGGCGGGUGGCAGGUGUUCUGUGGGGUGGCUGCUUGCAGACUAUCGGGGCGGUUGUUUAGAGAGCAAGUUUGAAAGGGUGCAACCAAAGAUCCCAACAGCAGUAAAGCCAUGUCCAACAACAGCACCGAAAGUCGGCAUUCACCAUUACCAGCUGGCCUCAAUGCACCAAGGUACGGCACCAUGGUGCCAAAGCGGAUAUUUGUCGGGGGAAUAUCUGUAAAUACGGAUGAAUCGGAACUGCACGACCUCUUCUCACGCUACGGAACGGUGACAAAUGUAAAAAUCAUACUAGACAGAGCUGGAGUGUCCAAAGGGUACGGAUUUGUAACGUUUGAGACAGAUGAGGAUGCCCAGAGGGCAGCAACCGCAGGCAACAACAUUAUGCUCAGGGACCGCAGACUCAACAUCGCUCCAGCAAUCAGAAAGCAGCCACUUUCAAGGGUGUACGACCCAACCCAGUCAGUCCAGCCAGGGACGAUUCUGUACCAAAAUGGCGUGCCUUAUAUGUACCACAAUGGCACUGCCUUCUUCCACCCUGAUGCGCUUACAUAUCAGUACUCGACCCCCUGCAGCUACUCAGACUUCGACGGCAGCUGUUGCUACAGCCAACACAGCUAUAUCGGGAUACCCUGUUGUGUAUCAGCCAUCAGUCUACUUCCAACAGCAGGCCUUCCAGUACCCGAAUGCGAGAUCGACCUUUCUGAGCCAGGGUGGAAGGCGCUCUUCUUCCCCCUUUCCAUCUCAUUCUUCCUUUCCUCUUCCCAAUGCUGCUAUUUUUCCUGGUGCCGCUUUCUUCAUUUCUCGUCCUGCCGUCCGUGGUGCUACAUUCUUGCCCACUCUCAUUUGAUCCACGGGACCACCAGACAAACGUUGCAGGCUACAAGCCACCCUGCCACUGCACACCCAGCCUACCUCUAUCCCACCACUUUGGUGAGCCUCGGGAGUGGUGUUAACCCGGCAUCCAACGAAAGCCAGGAGUACCACGACCCAGCCAUUGUGGAGACUGGCUCUGAGGUAGGUGCCGCCAUGAUGCCGAGCACACCAACGCGCAAGCAAGAUGACAGUGGCGGCACCCCAUCCUCUCUCCUGGCCUCCGCCCCAACAGCAGCGUCGUUGGGCAGCUUCUGGACUAAGGGCCCUUCUAGCCCCUCCAUACAGCAUGCAACCAGUACUUCCCAUGAGGGCACUACCGCCUCUGCCCAAACCCUCCUUCUUGGAACCAGCUCAUCGAUACAGACCCCGCGUCGCCCAAGGGAGUUGGCGCCAAGACAACGGCGUUAUACAGCGCCACCCGAAACCCUUCUCUCCCUGGAGGACUAUACCGAGGGUAGUGAACGGGAUCUCCCUGAUGGUCCGCCCCAACCUGCCGAGCCGAGCAAGCACCCAGGCUCGGGGGCAACCUGGCGCGACUGUCUGUUUGGCACCCCUCCCACACCCUGCAGCACCCGCUCCCAGUGUCCCUGAAAGAUCGUCUUUCCCGCCAUGCUCCUUCUCUUCUGCGCCCUGAUAAUGUUGGGAUGUCAACGAGCUCAUCCUCUUCAACUGCCACCACUUCUUGCCUCGCAGAUCUGUGACAGAUGCCCAAUUCGAAACCUUUAAAGUGUGUCAGCUGCUGCAUACUUUGCUUAUUCUGCCAGUUGACUGUACCUUUUAGGUUUCACUUGCCUUACCACGGGGGUGUUUUUUUCAUAUUUGAAUAUCCUCGGACUGUAUCUACACGUCUCCCUUCUCUCUUUGGCCUGUCAAUACUUUUUUUACUUUUUGGGCAUCUCAUCUUACUAGUUUGCCUAAAUAUAAGAUAUUUUUUAUGGGCAGAUCGUGCAGAAGGUUUACAUUCUUGGGUGACUAGAGCUGCCUGAAGUGUUCACCGCUUGGCUAGGCCCCUUCUCUUCAUUUUGCCAAGAGUUAAACACUUCAUUUCUUGCUCAGCAUACUUUUGUACCUGCGAAGCAAUUGUGGUUCUGCCACCCACGUGUAGCACAUUUUGUGGGGGGGGGAAAGGGGCGUUGUACAGAUUUAUUUGCGUGUUGCACAUUAUACUCGAGUGAGUGACAGAACUUUAUUGUUGAUCUGGCAUAAAGGGGUUACGCAAUACUUAAACAUUACUUCGUGUAGGGAAUAACAACGCAUAAGUGGCUGAAAAAGAAAUUCAAGUGGCCAAUAACUUAAGUGCUUGUUCGAAAGAAGUAGCCUUUGUGAAGGUAUUUCGUUCUCAAAAUUUCUACCAAGCAUUAGUUCUCUUAAAGGACAAGCUUUAAAUUAUCUAUUUGCCAUGUGCACAGAAAUCGGCAAUAGAAAAAAAAAUUUUCAAGGAAUCUAACUGACGAGGCACAGAUGCAUUCGUCUACUACUGCUGAUUUCGGAAGCACAAAUAAAUCAGUACAGCCAUUAACAAAAAAGAGGGUGGGGUGGGGGCAAUGACAAGUGAUAUGAGCUGAAGUCAGCACCUUCAGUUUAAUGUUAUUGAACUGCUUUUUUGAAAAGUUUUGUAAAGUAGUUUUCUGCACCACACUGCAGCCAAAGGUUUACGUUGAUGUUUGAAGUCUUUGUCAAACACUACAUGCGGAAACUAGGCCAAGUUCAAAGUUGCAAGGAGCUUUCUGUAACACAAGGAUUGAAAAAAUGGUCAUUCGUGUGAAUGUAAAACAGUUGAGAGAUGUUAAAAAGAAAAACGGUGCUUGAUUGUAAGUUUUAACUUUUCGUGCACUUGCUUCUCUUGAAGUGUUUACAUCCACAUUGGCUCUGGGUACUUGUGUGUGGAGUGUGUGUCUUAUGAUGUGGUCUUGUUUCAGUGGCAUAACUGUCAACUAUUUAUUUCAACCAGAGCAUUACCAUUCACAGUAUGUGAUCCUAUCAGUUUUGAACAAAUCGGCUGCUGAAGCGAUGCACAGUGUUCCUACUAGUGUUAAGUGCACUGUGGCUAUGACAAGUCUCUUGACUCUGUUAGCAUACUUGGCUUAGGUGCAGAGGUCUUGUUGAGGAACGGGCCAUUCUGCACUUAUCAAAUUUUCAGCUGAUUAGUGCAAUGUUUAUGAAUGUCUCUAUCAUAUAAGAUAACCUGCCUUGGGCAAUUGUAUGACACAUCACUCAGAAUGACACUAUUCCUACCUGGUGUAAAAAAUUGUUGGUUUUAAGACGUUCAGCUCAUAAUGUACCACUGAUUUAUAUAUUUCUAUGUGCAAAGUGCAGCUUUCGAGCUUGUCUGUUAGAAUUAGGUCCAGGAAGUAUACUUAAUGUAAGACUCUGUUCAAGCACUGAAAGCUGAAGGUACCGUUCUUUUGUUACACGAGUUAUACGUCUCGCUCCAGAGGUAAGUCAGGGGCAUACAGGGAAACUGGUUGCCCAUUUCAUGCGUGUAUUCAAACUCCCUUUUUUGUUUACUCUGUCCAUGAUCAGUUUUUCUUCUUUAUAGAGGUUCGCACAGUACACCUGCGUCUGUGAUUAUGGCGGGCAGCAUUACUCAACGACUUAGUCGCUGCUUUCGCCAACUUUUUCUGUUACUGUGGUGCCAGAAAAGCUUUUGCGUAAACUGUUACAGUUUUCGCAUAACGUUCAUGGCAGAUUGUGAUACUGUUUGCCUCAUGUGCAGGUAUUUUUGUGUAGCUUUUUUUAUGCCGUACAAAAAGACAUUUUAGAAAGACUGUGAUCGACAGCUAGUCAUAUAGCGUGUCAUAUAGCUAGCUAUUAAAAAAAAAACUAUUGGGCAACUGACGCCUGUAUCGGUUGGCAAACAGAUGUGAGAGGCAGAACACAAGAGUACUUCAGGAACAAUGCAACCGAUCCACACUGCAAUAAUUUCUUGAAAAACAUCAGCUUCUUCACUUUAUGUGCAAUUGUCACUGUUAAGCACGCACAACAUAUGCGUAGUCGGUUAUAUUGUUUGGCGGGGUGGCUUGUGUGUUGUGCUGAGAAGUAGGCAAGCCUCGCAUUCUAUAGUGUCAGCUGCAGCAUUAAACCAAAAAAGGAUGGUGUGCAAAGGUGUGCAAUGUUUGCUAGACAUUAUUUUUUUUCCCUCACCAUUCCUUGUGUUGUCCUUUGUUUCAAACAUCUAUUUGUGCCAAGAAUCGAUAGUAUAUUAUUCCAUGUUUGUGGUAGUCAUGAGAAGUAUUCGCAAGAAAAGACACAGUAAUGAUCUCAGGUUUUUGCCGGAAGUGGAAGCGCUAUUUCCCGGUUGAUUUUCUUGCACAUGUACACCAAGUGAAAUCGUUUUGUGACAGCCUUUUUUCUUUUUCUACUCUCUCUCUCCAGACUUUCAUGCAGUUUGUUCUAUUCUUUCUGCAAGACAGAAUAAGAGACUUUUCGUAUAUUAACGAUGUUUUGACAUUGUAAUGUGGUGCUAAUUGCUUUUUUUUUUCUCAUGCUGAAUAUUUUUAUUCGUACGAAAGGAACAAUAGAUCAUUUUUUUAGCUGGCAUUUUUAUACAAGUGCUUUUUUUUUUUUCAAAUGGAGAUUUUUUUUUUUUUAUAAAAUCAAGUGGCCAGUGUGAAGAAAACUUCUCUUGGCCCUUUCUUUGCCUCUAUGCAAAGUGGUGCUGUUUUGUAGCUCCAGAAAUUACUGUUUAUAAUAUAAAGCGUGUAUUUGCUGGUAUAGUAACAAUAAAUAAAAGUGAAUGAGCAUAAUCAA
Molecule: messenger RNA, 4860 nt
Organism: Rhipicephalus microplus (southern cattle tick)
Lineage: Eukaryota; Metazoa; Arthropoda; Arachnida; Ixodida; Ixodidae
Biological process (GO): 3'-UTR-mediated mRNA stabilization; positive regulation of translational initiation
Cellular component (GO): cytoplasm
Molecular function (GO): translation activator activity; mRNA 3'-UTR binding
Source: RefSeq, a predicted model, not a curated record